Radiomyces spectabilis is the source of this 909-nucleotide messenger RNA. RefSeq lists its product as uncharacterized. The record is from RefSeq and is a predicted model, not a curated record. The coding region runs from base 130 to 864 and encodes 244 amino acids. The transcript is spliced from 5 exons. Lineage: Eukaryota; Fungi; Mucoromycota; Mucoromycetes; Mucorales; Radiomycetaceae.
UUUGCUUUUGCUUUUCGGGUCUGAAAAACGGUUGGACUAAAUGAAACGCACCGAUUUUUUUGAGCUCCGCAAGCAACCUUCCUUUUGUGCUUCCCCUUUCCUCUUAUUGGCGACACGCAACGCUACAGCAUGCAAUGGCGCAUUCUCAUUCUCCUAGCGAGUGGGAUCGCUGUUAUCUAUCUAGCUAGUUUAUUGCAAGAUGUGCCAUUGCCUCAUCCUGCGAAAAUCAAUACUUCUGACUUGACGCGCUUCCAGAAACCACCGGACAAGAUCGUCUUGACCAAUGCAGGCGACUACUUGUAUCAGACAGCUGUAUGGUACAAGAUUACCCCAAAUGACCGCGAAGGCUUCAGUGUAGGCAUUGGGCCCAUGAAGACUAAUGUUGUAGGUUAUGUCAAACAACUGCGCAAACCAUUGUCUAGUCUUUUGAAUACAAAUCAAAGUCAUGAAUGGACAUCUGUGUUUGAGCAUCAGUUAGCAGGACCGAUCUCCUUCGUCUCCGACCAUGGAAUACCGGAUUUAGAAUCCAAACCCUUCGGUGUUCUCUACUACACAAUUAAGCAGGAUAUACCUCGAUUUUACGUGCGGCUCUAUUACUUAUCCUUGGCACAAAUGACAUUUGAGUAUAAAGAUUUACUGCUACCAGGAUCAUCUUGGAUCAAUGCAUUUACUCUCGAAAAGGACUCGAUAUUAUACUCUCGUGAUCAUGAUCAGUACAAUUUUCGCUUUAUCCCUAUUCCACCUACGAUUUUCUCUCCUCCGCACAGCGUAGAGUAUACGAUGAACAAAAGCGAAGUGGGUGAUGCAGUCCCAGGUACAAUCAGAUCGGCUGCAGAUGAUUUUACUCAACCCUCGGGCUCAUAAAGGGAAUUUUUGUUUAUCUUGUCAGCCAAACAUCAAUUGGCAGGC